This is a messenger RNA of Cajanus cajan (pigeon pea), 2034 nucleotides long. RefSeq names its product zinc finger BED domain-containing protein RICESLEEPER 2. NCBI's taxonomy places the organism in Eukaryota, Viridiplantae, Streptophyta, Magnoliopsida, Fabales, Fabaceae. Gene Ontology annotation, molecular function: DNA binding; protein dimerization activity. The record is from RefSeq and is a predicted model, not a curated record.
AUGGAACCAGAUGCCUCUACCACUAAUACUACAUUACCACCUCAUUCAAGCACAUCAUUAAGGCGUACUCGAUCAUUGGUAUGGGAGCAUUUCACUAAAAAUUCUGAUGAAGACCAUAAGGCGAAUUGCAAUUAUUGUGGUAUCUUAAUUAAGUACUUGACUGGAACUAGUGCUAUGAAGACACAUUUAAUGAGAUGUGAUGAAGGUCCAAAUAAAAGACUUAAAAGGCAAAGAUCAAAUUCUUCUUCAUCACAAACUGUAGAAGGGCAAGUGAGUGGUGGUGUUCGCUCUUCGCCAAGUUAUUUUAAAUUUGACCAAGAAAUAUGCCAAAAGGAGCUUGUGAAGAUGUUUGUGGUUGCUGAGUUGCCAUUUCGAUUUGUGGAGAAUGAAUCAUUUAUCAAGUUUUUAAGUGUGUUGCAACCACGAUUUAGCGUCCCAUCACGCUCUACAUUAACCCGUCAUAUUUUUAUACUCUUUAAUGAGGAAAGAGAAAAUUUGAAGAAAUUUCUUUCUAUGCAUUGUGGGAGAGUUUGUCUUACAACAGACACAUGGACAUCAAUCCAGAACUUGACUUAUAUGAGUUUGACUGCACACUUUGUUGAUAAUAAUUGGAAGUUGCAAAAGAAAAUUUUGAACUUUCGUCAAAUCAUGGGACAUUCAGGAGAGAUUAUGGCAAAAAAUGUUGAGAUAUGCUUGAAUGAAUGGGAUUUGAAUCGGGUUUUUAGUUUAACUGUGGACAAUGCUUCAUCUAAUGACCUUGGGAUUCAAUACCUGAAAAAGAGGUUGAUGUCUUGGCAUAGUGUACUUUUGAAGGGGGAGUAUAUUCAUAUGCGUUGUUGUGCGCAUAUUUUGUGUUUAAUUGUGAAGGAUGGCCUUAAAGAGGUAGAUGACUCCAUUUUAAGAAUUCGUGGUGCAGUCAAGUACAUUAGAUCCUCACCAUCUAGAUUGGCUAGAUUCAAGGCUUGUGCUGAACAAGAGAAAAUUACCUAUAAAGGCCUUGUUUGUCUAGAUGUUGAAACUAGGUGGAAUUCAACUUACUUAAUGUUGGAGGCAGCUCUCAAGUAUAAAAAAGCAUUUGACUUACUUGAAAUGCAAGAUAAUAAAUAUGUUGAGGAUCUCCAUAAAGGAAAAGGUGUACCAUUAGAAUCUGAUUGGAAUGAUGCUCGUUUGCUCUUACCUUUCUUGAAGAUGUUUUAUGAUGCAACGAUACGUAUUUCUGGUUCUUAUCAUGUCACUAGUAAUAUAUAUAUGAAGGAAGUAUUUGCAAUUGGAAGGAAGAUUCGCAAGUAUCAAGAGAAUAAUGAUAUUUUCAUAAGGUCAAUGGCUACUCGAAUGAGAACUAAAUAUGACAAAUAUUGGGGAAGAGCUAAUGGAAUUAACAUUUUGUUACUUAUUGCUGUUGUCCUUGAUCCUAGGUGUAAAUUGGAAUAUGUUAACCAUUUCAUUGACUAUUUAUUUGAUGAUGAUCAGGCAAAUGAAUUAAAGUUAAAGUUGUCUUCUAGUUUAAGAUCACUUUAUGAGCAGUACCAAGGUAUUGAGGAGGGUUCUCAAAGUAAUCACCAAGUAGUACAAUUGGAUGAUGAUGAUGAUGAUGAUGAUGAUAUCCAUGGUAUGAGUUUUUAUUUACAAACAACUGGGCGUAGAUUUGAUGCAAAAUCUGAGUUGGACAAGUAUCUAAAAGAAGAUUGUGAGCCUUUCAUCAAGUCAGUUGAAUUUGAUAUUUUAAAUUGGUGGAAAGUAAACUCAACUAGAUUUCCAAUCCUUGGAAGUAUAGCUCGAGAAGUGUUAGCCAUUCCUGUUUCUACAGUAGCAUCAGAAUCUUCAUUUAGUACUGGAGGAAGGGUUCUAGAUCCUUAUCGAAGUUCUCUUACUCCUAGAAUGGUGGAAGCACUAGUUUGCACGCAAGAUUGGUUGAAAGGAUCAUCUUUUUUUGUAUUUACUAAUGAGGACUUUGAAGAGCUUGAGAAAUUAGAGCAUGAGAUAUUGUCUCCACAAGAAGGGACUUCAUUGACCGCUAUUAAUCUUGAUGAUUAA